Messenger RNA from Mycena indigotica, 948 nucleotides. RefSeq lists its product as uncharacterized. Lineage: Eukaryota; Fungi; Basidiomycota; Agaricomycetes; Agaricales; Mycenaceae. Gene Ontology annotation, biological process: small GTPase-mediated signal transduction. Gene Ontology annotation, molecular function: aralkylamine N-acetyltransferase activity; guanyl-nucleotide exchange factor activity. The record is from RefSeq and is a predicted model, not a curated record. The coding region runs from base 7 to 948 and encodes 313 amino acids. Gene Ontology annotation, cellular component: cytoplasm. The transcript is spliced from 4 exons.
GUCUUGAUGUCAUCCGGUAUCUUUUUCCGCCCAGUGCCAGCUGAACAACUCGAAUCAGCCCUUGAGAUUGAGCUGAAAGGGUUUCCACCAGAUGAGGCUGCUACUCUCGAGUCAUUUAGUCUUCGACAACGCGUUGCCCCCGAUCUUUUCCUUGGUGCAUAUAUGGAUGAACGCCUUGUGGCCUACGUCUGCGCAACUCUUUCGUCCCAGUUAACAUUAACCCAUGCAUCUAUGUCGACUCACGAGCCUACUGGAAGAUCGGUCUGCAUUCACUCCGUUUGUGUCGACCCCGCCUUUCAGCGCCAAGGGAUUGGUCUCAGACUCCUUUGCGAAUAUAUAUCGCGUCUCCAAGCGCCUUAUGAGCGUGUGCUACUCAUCACCCACGAGCCACUACGCUUAUUUUACGAGAAAGCAGGCUUCCAAUGGCUUGGCCCAAGUCAGGUCGUGCAUGGGCCAUUGCCAUGGUUCGAGAUGCGAAUCGAUCUCUCUACCACUCUGCCCCAGGGAGCGCAUGAAGCACUACAACGCCCUUCAAAUCCCGAACCCGCCGGUGCUCGCACCUUGGCAUCUUUUCCAGCCGGUCUUUCUGAUGUCUCCUCUCCGUCUGCCAAUCGAUAUGAUCUCUUGUGUCCUCGGCCAGAGUGCGGAAGCAUCAUACUCAAGGCUGGGGUAGGCAAACUUGUCCAAGCACCAAGCACUAAGAUUGACUUGGCUAGUCAUCCAUUGCUGCCUACAUUGCCUGACCCAAGUAUUAACACCCAUUGGUGGCUUGUUACACCAUCGCCCAUGCAGUUUGAGAACAUCGGGUUCUCCCGACCGGUUGCCUCCCUUGGCGACAACAUGAAGCUUAUUGCAUGCGCCGAGUGCGAUCUUGGUCCUCUUGGAUGGUGUCAACAAGGCGGUUCCGAGUUUUGGCUUGCUUGUUCACGAGUUUCGUACAGGACUUGA